This is a messenger RNA of Lucilia sericata (common green bottle fly), 7590 nucleotides long. RefSeq lists its product as uncharacterized. The coding region runs from base 1528 to 4236 and encodes 902 amino acids. Gene Ontology annotation, molecular function: monocarboxylic acid transmembrane transporter activity. Lineage: Eukaryota; Metazoa; Arthropoda; Insecta; Diptera; Calliphoridae. The record is from RefSeq and is a predicted model, not a curated record. The transcript has 5 exons. Gene Ontology annotation, biological process: transmembrane transport; monocarboxylic acid transport.
ACUACGAGACUAAACGGUGGCAAAGUAUAACACUUUAAGAAAAAUUCUAGAGAAAAAAAUUUGUCUACUGCAAUUACACAAGAGUUGAAGAAAAAAAUAUUUUUUAUAUUAAAUUGUUAUAAAGAUAAAAAGAAAAUUAAAGCAGUUUUUUUAAUAUAAAAUAAGGAAUUUAUUAAAGAUAUAAAGUGAUAUUUUAACACUUUUAAAGUGUUUAAGUAAUAAAAAAAUACUUUUCUGGGAAGAAAAAAACUUUAAGAAAAAUUUUAUAUUUAAAAAAAAAAAUCUAUGUGUAUAACAAAAAAGGCAUUUCUUAGAGAAAAUUAAACUAAAGUAAACGAUUUUUUUUUAAUAAUUAAGCUUUUUUUGCAAGAAAGUGCAAAAAUUUCGAUUUGUCACUUGAAAAAAAUUUAUUGAUUUAUAACAUAAAUCUAAACAUAACGAUUUAAUGUAACAUAAGGUGUCGUUUAUUACCAGCAUAUUAGCAGUGAAGAAACAACAACAACAACACUAAAAUAUAUAUACGAAUUCAUCAGCCAACAAAAACGAACGAAGGAACCAACCAAUCGAGCAAACGAACAGACCGAUUCGUAGAAAUUUGUCAUUGUGCAAGUGCACCGGAAAUAAAUCUAGUGGUGUGAGAUAAAAUAGAUACAAAAAUAAAGAGAGAGCAAGAGCGAGAAGUAUUAAAGCGGAAAUACACAUACAAAAACAAACUGUAAAGACAAACUCUCACAGUUUUGCUAUCAAUUCAAAAUCAAAUAUAUAACGAUUGUUGUAGUUUAUUAACAUCAUACACAAACAACAACACAACCUCUAACAAGGACAAUAAUUUCCCUUCAAAUACUGCUAAAAUUUAAAGGCAACAACUACCACAACAAGAAGAACUUUAAUUAAACCCCUUUUUUAAACAGCAGCAGCAGCAGUAAACGUAAACGUAACCCACUAACCCAUAAAAAACUUUGACAACCUUAACUUUGCAAAUAUGUUGCCAUAAAAUCAAUAAAACGCAUUUUUUCUUAACGAUUUUUUUAAAAUUUUCUUUUUUUUUUGUUAAAAAUCUUCAGUUUCAUUUCGUAACAAUAAUUUAAAACAAGUGCCAAAUAUAUACAAAAUAAACAAUUUUCUAUUAACAAACAAAUCGACGACCAAAAGAAAUUGUUGUAUAUUUACAACAAUCACGCACUUUGUGCGUCUCAAAGUGUUAGUUGUCGUAAGAAAAUUUUCUAUUACCGUUCUUAAUAUAAAUAUACUAGUCUAGUAUACAUGUUAACUGUUUACUAAGUGUGCGUGUGUGUGUGUUGCAAGGACCAACAGAAUAUCGUUUAAAAAAUCAAGUAAAUCUUCUUUACACGUGCAUCUUUUAAUAAAAACCCACAAAAUUCCGCCGUUUAUCGCAUUUGCGUUUGCGAAACUAUUUUCUGGCGGCCUCAAGCGUAGCAGAUUUAAACCAAUGCAUUUAGGUUUGAAACAUCAAAAACCAACAAACAAAAAACAUCAUAAACGUUUUUCCGGCAGUAGUAAGCGAAAAUGUCUUUAUCCCGAGAAUUUAAUUUACAGGAUUCACGGGGAUCGAUGUACUGCGCGAGUGAACCGGACCCAAUUGGUCGAGUCCAGUACCAGUCGGGAGGGAUCAUUUACUCCAACAACAGCAGCAGCAUUGGCCAAGCGACUUUCAACCGCCCUCAUUCUGCACUUGAAGGUAAUUCCACCGAAAUCAUUGAAGUCGUCUGUCAGCCACACUAUGACGACAUGGAGCGGGAACGAGAACGCCCCAUUGUUGCCUGUUCACAGCCGCCAGUCCCCUCCCUGCUCACCGAGUGCCAGCAGUCGAGUGGCUCCCUCUUCUCAAUUGUCUCAGCACCGCCAGUACCGUUGGCCGAGUUGGAUGUCAAGCAAAUGGAUACGUUGGGUGCGGGUCUACAGCCGGGAAUUGGAUAUGGUCUACAAAUGGGCGGCAGUGCACAGAACCCUUUCAUUACCGCUCACUCGAAUGUUUCAAUCGCUGAUGUGGCCGCCUCGGCCCCGGGUUCGGCCACGUCUACCAUACCCCGGCGCCCGGCCAGCUUACCCAUCGAUCAACCCUAUUGUCCGGCGCCAGCGAGUCGCACGUUGCACGCCAGCCUGCUGGAACAUCAGAUAUCGGAAAUUGAAGAAGAUGACAAUGAAAACCUAUUAACGGUCUCGAGUAUUACGGCACGGCCCUUAAUUGCCAAAUCCCGUGAAUUACGCUCGAGUCGUAAUUUAUGCAGCAGUGCCGGUAAACGGAAACGUGGCAAAGGUGGUCAUAAAUUGCCCGCUGGCAUCUCGAAUAUACCCAGUAAUACGGAUUCGAGGGCCAGUUCUGGUCAUCCGCCAUCAUCACGUUCUUCAAUCAGCACUGAUCCGCCAGAUGGCGGCUAUGGUUGGUUUAUUGUAUUCGGAGCAUUUUCGGUACAAUUUUGGGUAGCGGGUUUGGUCAAAUCCUAUGGCGUUUUAUAUGUUGAAAUCAUGGAAACAUUUCCCAGUUCUACAGCCACUGUGGCCUCUUGGAUACCUGCAAUACUAUCGGCUUUGUGUUUGGCUUUGGCUCCGCUCUCAAGUGCUCUGUGUCAGCGCUUCUCUUGUCGUACAGUCGUCUUUAUAGGUGGUCUUUUCUGUGCUCUCGGCAUGUGUCUUAGUUACUUUGCCACCAGUCUGGUACAUUUACUCUUUACCUUUGGCAUACUCACCGGCAUAGGUGGCGGUCUCUCCACCACUCCCGGCAUUGUUAUAGUUUCCCAAUAUUUUGAUAAACAUCGGGCUUUAGCCAAUGGUAUUUGUGUUUCGGGUACCGCCACCGGCAGCUUUAUUUUGCCAGUACUCAUCAAACAUUUAGCCGAGAAUUUUGGUUUUCAUGGCACCAUUUUAAUAUUGGGUUUCUGUAUGCUGGACGUGUGUAUAUCAGCUCUGCUCUACAGACCUUUGGAAUCAUUUCAUACCGACGAUGAUAAGAAUAUCGAAGAGGAGGAUGCUACCAAGCCUCUGAAUGAUAUAAAUCCUAGCAACAUUGAUAUGUUAACUAAUUCAACCUAUUUGGAUACUUGUGAUGACGGUUUGAAUACUAAGUUCAUAGAACAUUUAUUUAUGGAAGAGUCGAAAAAUCGUUUAAAUGAUUACUAUAAUAAUAGAUAUAAUGCUUCUGAAAAAUCUGUUCCUAAUUGUGCUCAAGAGAGCGAUGAUGAGGUUAAGGACAUUAUAGGCGAGACCACCUUUAUCAAACCCAUUAAAAAAGUACGCAGUUCUGGCAUUAUGCACUCAGUCGAAGACUUAAGCACCACCUCUACAUGGGUGUAUCGCAAGAACUCGGGCACCGAUUCAAAUCGUGGUUCUCGUCGUCGCCGUAAUGUUUUUGCCAACGAUGAAAUUAUCUCUAAAAUACAGGCGCAUUUGGAAAAGCCACUCUCACCACCCGCCGUUGUUACACGUGGUCUCAGUAAAAGUAUGGAAAUUCCCACACCUGCCAGUAAUAUGAGUGAAAUCAAAUCAUUGGAAAAGGAACAAGAUGGCAGUUUAGUGGGUGCCAAUUCCAUAGAGGAAGAUGUUGAUGAUGCACCUCUUACCUGUAUUGAAAGGAUCGAAAUUUAUUUGGAUAUUAGUUUAUUAAAGGAUCCAACUUUUAUACUGAUGUGCUUGUCGGUGACCCUAAUGUCGGUGGGAUGUCCUUAUAUGUUGUAUUAUUUACCCGCUCAUGUUAUAUCAAUUGGUUAUAAUAAAAGCGAAGCUGGCUAUUUGGUAACCGUUAGUGCUGUUUUAGAUCUUGUUGGUCGCUUAGGUCUAGGAUGGCUCUCAGAUUUACAAUUAUUCGAUCGCAGAAAGACUUAUAUAUUUUGUAUACUAGGAGCUGGCAUUGCUGUACUUACCAUACCAUCGGAAUACACCAUUUAUCUGGUGGGUCUAUCGGCUGCCAUUUAUGGUUUCUGUUUAGGCAGCUGGUAUGUUUUGAUGCCAGUUUUGUUGGCGGAUAUCUUCGGCACCGAUCGCAUAAGUUCCAGUUAUGGUUUAGUGCGCAUGUUUCAAAGUAUUGGUGCCAUAUCAGUGCCACCUUUAGCGGGAUUCCUAAGAGAUUUGUCAGGCAGUUAUGCUAUUGUAUUUUAUUGUAUGGGCUCCUGUAUGGUCCUCGGCUGUUUGCCGUUAUUAGUUUGGGCCAUUUUAGAUUGUCGCGAACGUAAACUAUAUGAAGAUAAUGAUAAUAAUGAGGAUACAUCAUCAGUAUCUUAAAUUAUGAACGAAUAAUUUAUUUAAGAAACAUAUAAUAUUUGGUAUUAUUCGAAAUUUAGUUAUUGAUUUUAGUAAUUAGCAUGUUGCGCGUAUUUAGUUAUAUAAAUUUUUAGAACAACAGCAGCAAAAAAAUAUUUUGUAAACCCAUUCCAUAUGUUUUAAAAACUAGUUGAAAUUGUUAAAAAGUAGUUUGCAGUAAAAUAUAUAAUUUAGUUGUUGCUACCAAUACCAAAAACCUAUGAACUUAUAGAUUUUAUAUAGCAUUUAUCUUUAUUCCAGCUGAUGAUACUAAUUUAUAAGACUAUUCAAAUUUCAAGUAUUAUAAUUUCGCAAAGAGAGAAUUUCGAAAAAGUUUUGAUAAUUAAAUGGAUUUUGUGAAAAAUACUUACUAUACAUAUAUAGCUUUAUGAAGACCAACACGUUUCUGGUCUCAACAGUCAAACAAAAUAUAACUUAACUUUGUUUAGAUUUCAUUACAAACCCUGAUUAGUUUUAGUUUUGUGCAUGAUAAACUAAAUAUUCCGGAUUUACAAAUAUCUUAUUUAAUACCCAGCGAGUAAUGGGUAGUAUUGUUUUUUCCUCUAUUCUGAAAUUAGUGACCAUUUAUAGUUAUAAUAAGUUGCUCAAAAUCUAUAUUUUUUGCAAAAAAUUACUAUUGUUUAAUUGAAUUAAUAGUAAAUAUUUAUAUGUAGUUGUUUAAAUUUAAGAAAAUAUGGGCCGUUGUGUUAAGUGCCUGCCAUUUUUUGUACCCCCAACUUUGUAGUGGUAUAACAACAUCAAUCUGCUCUUAAUUUUUAUAUAUAUAUCAAAGAUCUUAUAAUGUAUUGCAUACAUACUAUAAUAGUACGAUUUUUGGGAAGUUUCAUGACUAAUAAACAAAACCAUUUACUUUCCGGUAGUCCCGAAUUUAUGCUUUUAAUACCCAAAAUUUUUGGCCUUAUAAUGGACUCUUGCUAUAUUGUGUUUUUAUUACCCUUAUUGCCUUUUAAUGCUUAGCCCGCACACCCUUUUCCUAUGUAUUCAGAGUCCAGUUUAUGGACUGCACUAUUGACUUGUCUAUUGUCUAGACUAUAGACUGGACUAUAUUCUCCAUUGGCCUAUAAUCUGAACUGUAGAUUAGCUUAAAAUCUCAACAAUAGACUGUACUGUUGCCUAGAUUAUAGAUUGGACUAUAGUCUAUAUUACAGACUUUAUAUUAUAGCAUUGAAAGUUUUAAUGCUUAGUCUGCACACCCUUUUCUUACGGAUCCAGAGUCCAGUUUAUAGACUGCACUAUUGACUUGUCUGUUGCCUACUAAAGUCUAGACUAUAGAUUUGGCUAAAGUCUGGGCCCAAAUUAUGGCAUACGAUAUUGAUCGAAAUCUUAACAGAAUCUAAAUAUGUAGAGAUUUCGAUCGAUAUCGUAUGCCAUAAUUUGGGCCCAGAUUUUAGUCAAAUCUAUAGUCUAGACUUUAGUAAAGUAUAUAGUGUAGAGUCUAGACUUUAGUAAAGCCUAUAGUCUAUACUUUAGUAAGGACUAUAAACUUGAAAAAAGUCUAGACUAUAGACUUGACUAAAGUCUAAACUAUAUACUUGACUAAGUUGAGACUAUAGACUUGACUUAAGUCUAAACUAUAGACUUGACUUAAGUCUAAACUAUAGACUUGACUUAAGUCUAGACUAUAGACUUGACUAAAGUCAAGACUAUAGACUUGACUAAGGUUUAGACUAAAGACUUGACUAAAGUCUAGACUAUAGACUUGACUAAAGUUAAGAUUAUAGUCUUGACUAAAAUCAAGACUAUAGACUUGACCAAAGUCUAGACUAUAGACUUGACCAAAGUCAAGAGUAUCGACUUGACUAAAGACAAGAGUAUCGACUUGACUAAAGUCUAGACUAAAGACUUGACUAAAGUCUAGACUAAAGACUUGAUUAAAGUCUAAACUAUAGACUUGACUAAAGUCUAGACUAAAGUCUAGACUAUAGAAUGCACUACAGAUUAUUGACUGGACUAUAUUCUAGACUAUACGCUUGGACAUAGUGAAGUGCAUAGUGUAUAUUAUAGACUUGACUAUUGUGUGGACAAGGACAACACAUUGUACUAGAUUGGUCUAGACUGUAGUUUGAACCAUAUGGUCUAGACUAUAUAGAGUAGCCAAAAUACUUUUUUGCUACGGGUUUAAUAUGAAGAGUUGUCGUUUGCGAUCACCACUUCACUAUCACUUCGUGAUAAUCCCAAAAAGGGGGUUUUAUCGACCUUAAGCCAAUACGGGCUCAUGCAGCUUUUGAGGUUGCAGUUGCCAAACAUAACUGGGUUACAGUAGCAACCAACUCUCCACAACCGGUUGCAUUUGUUGUAGAAGUAGGGUCUCCGAAGAUUAUGAGGUUCCGAUAUGGAUAAAGUGAAAACAUUUGUGGUCUCUAUUUUUACGAGAUUUUGUUAUAAAUCAUAUUGUAUAUUCCUAAAAAAAAGUUCAAAAUUUCAAAUAACAGAGUAUUUCUAAAGGCGGGUUUGAAUACUGCAUCAACUUAAUAUUUAUAUUAGAUAACGAAAGACCUGUUAUAACCAGUACCUGUGACCAAUAUGGAGAGGUUCUUUGGAUUUGUUAAAAAAAAACUUCCUAAAAAAGAAACAAAGGUUUCCUUUAGAAUACAUUUUUGAGAUAUCUAAACUGAACUCUGAUUUAAUGCUAUUUCAGUAAAAAGAAGUAUGAAACAAGAACGGAUCUACUAUGAUUAAUUAAAAUAUAAAAAAAUUCAGAGUAUUCUAAAUUUAAACAUUUUGUUUUAAUUUUUAAGAAAUUUAGUUUAAUCUUAAAAGGGUUUAAACUUAACCACACAUCACUUUAAACUAAGUUAAGCUAACACGUCUAAAACUAGACCUAUUUAAAUAUAUAUAAUUAUUAAUGAUUUAAGUAUUAUAGUUUUUAAAAUACCAUAUAAUUUUCAUUGCUUAAUUUUGAGAAAAAAAAAUAUAAUUAAAAAAAAUUAAUUUCAAACAUUUAUAUUUAACUUGAAUUGUCCUCGCUUAUAAUAAUUUAAUUUCGAUUUUAAUUAUUAUUUAACAAAAAAAAACUAAAACCCAACAACAACAACUUAAGCACUAAAAAUGCGCAAAAGAACUGAGUUUAAAACAACAAAGACAUUAAGAAUUUUUUCCAAUUAGUCUAACACUGCCAAUCGAAAAAAAUCAACGCUGCUUUUUUAGGAACAGAGUUGCAUUCUGCCCCGCAUAUUGGCAAACGUUUAGACUGCUGGGGAAAAUUGUUAUUUAAAUAAAAUGAUUAUUUUUAAAUUGUAAUAUGAAAUAUUAACUUAAUAUUAAUAAAUAAAAUAUUAUGAAAUAUAAAAAAAAACAACAAAAUAUAUUAUUAAC